This is a messenger RNA of Ilex paraguariensis (yerba mate), 487 nucleotides long. Lineage: Eukaryota; Viridiplantae; Streptophyta; Magnoliopsida; Aquifoliales; Aquifoliaceae. The record is from the annotation of a GenBank genome assembly.
AUGGAGGCUAAGCAGUUAGAGAUGGAGGCUCAGAAGGCACAAAUGGAGAAGCAAAUGAGUCAUAUGGAAGCUAAGUUUGAGGCUCAACAAAAACAGUUUGAGGUUUUUCUCGUUCAAAUGCGUGCAAUAGGUAUGUCUAUUCUCGAACCAGCUCGCAAAAACACAGAUCCACUUCAAGUUAAAAAAGUACCUGAUGCAUCUAGUACUCAAUCAUCGAUGAGGAGUGAGUCAAGAAGUCCGGCAGUGCGAGACACAGAGUUCCAAGGUCAUUUAAGAGCAUCUUCAUUUGGUCAGGUUGAUCAACAAAAGAGAGCGAAAUUUCUGCCCAAGUGACUCUCCCUCUUAAGCCUAAGGUUCAGGAUUAUGCUGCUGGGAAAGAGAAGUGCUGUUGUAUUAUCCAGUGGAGGAUGUUCAAUGGGGAGAUGUUUUUUUUAAGGAUUGGAGAAUGAUGUUGAAAAGCUUGUUUUUGGAGGAUGCUGUUGAAGCU